Cydia splendana is the source of this 3603-nucleotide messenger RNA. Its product is annotated as O-acyltransferase like protein-like. Gene Ontology annotation, molecular function: acyltransferase activity, transferring groups other than amino-acyl groups. Bases 109 to 2691 code for a protein of 860 amino acids. NCBI's taxonomy places the organism in Eukaryota, Metazoa, Arthropoda, Insecta, Lepidoptera, Tortricidae. The transcript has 15 exons. The record is from RefSeq and is a predicted model, not a curated record.
UCAAAAGCCUCCAAAACCCCCAUCACUACGCAGUGAAAGUGUUUGUUAUGUCACCAGCGGCCCUGCGCAGCAGUCGCGCGCAGACUGCCAUGCCGCGCGCACGCUGACAUGUCACCAAACAUGCCGAAUAUGAUCGCGAUCUUAGUGCUACUGUGUAGUGCCUUUGCGGCGGAGCUGAAAGAAAACCCUAGGGAAGAACGACUAAGAAGCGCCUUAAUAGACGCUUUCCAGAAUAUAAAAGGAGCUAAACUCCCCGAGGGAAACUCGGAUUUAAUCGGAUCAGUGCUCACGAAAUCUUCGACAACUGAAGAUUCUUUCGAUUUAUUCGCGGACGAUGACGGUCUGACGUUCGCAGAAGCUUUCGAGCAACCUAAAACGUCCAGCACCGAAAAGUCGCACUACGUCCAGCAUAUAAUAAAGAGCGCGAGAGAGAAAACUACGUCGAAACCGAAAGAUGUUUUAACGAAAUUGAGCGAUUCCAUACGAAAUACGGUGAACGAAAGCAGAGCUUUAAGGAGUAACUCCUCAAUCGUUGGUAUUGAAGAGAUGCUGAGGGUUUUCGAUGCCGAUAUAUUAGUGAGUCAGUGGGAUGAGCUGCAAAAGAUGGUGAACGGAAGCUGCCUUGAGGACAUGCAGGAAUACAUCGAGGGACUAAGGGAGAAGAGCCUUUGGGCCCUGAAAAUGGAGGACGCAAGCGGCCGCUAUACUGCCAUGUUCUACUGGGGGAACAACUACUGGACUGGCUCCGCGGAGCUCUGCCAUGUCCUCAACGAACGACACGCCGUGUCCAAACACAGGAACAAGAGCGGUUCGCAGAUCUUCGCAGACUGGCGCGAGGACGUCUCCAUGACUGGUCUUGGGCCUCCCUUCGACGCGGCCUUCUACAACGUGCGGCUCUCGGCCUCGUCUGACGACCCUGAUAUUAUCAAAACUCGCCGAACCGUACACCUAGGGCUCUGUCUACCGGCCUCGUGCACUCGCGAGGCCGUAGGCGCCCUGGUGCAGGCCUCGCGGGCCCCGCUGCUCAAAUUCAAGGUCACAGCGGUGCGCUCUCCCGACCAUGGCGGCUAUAAUUUUCUGGAAGAUAAGACUUUUCAGGUUUUAUUCGGCGUUACCUGCGUACUGGCACUCGUGCUGAUCUCCGCGACGGCGUACGACAUGAAGUUGGCGCGCGCCGUGCGCCGGCGCCGCCGCCGCGCCGCCAACAUGGCCGCCGAGGGGGACGUCAGGCUCGACCUGAACCCGCAGCACGCUAUCAACGUCGCCAAAGGUAAAUCGAUGUACAACGUGAACAACAACAUUACGAUCAACACGAACAACUCAGAGGAACACCUCACGUCUGAGACAUCGUCCACACAGGAGGAUCAACUCAAACUCAGCGUCUGGUCUGAACUGCUGCUUUCAUUCUCGAUGAAGGCCAACAUCCUGCAGAUCUUCGACCAGUCUGUCGGCUCGGACACUGUCCCCGUGGUCCAUGGUCUACGGUCACUCUCCAUGGUGUGGGUCAUCUUUGGACACACCUGCAUCGUUGUAUUCAAGUACGCGGACAACACGGCGCUGCGAGCGAUCCUGGAGAAGAGCUUCUGGUUCCAGCUCAUCAUCAGCGCCGUGUACAGCGUAGAUACGUUCUUCUGUCUCGGUGGCAUGCUGGUUUCAUUCCUCUACUUCCGGACCAACGCGAAGGGCAAACUCGACGUGCUAACCAAGGGUAGGAGGAAGAUCACCUCUGGACUGCUACAAUUCUUUGGCCUCAUGGGAUACAGAUUCGCCAGACUGACAACCCCCUAUCUCUUCAUGCUCGGCGUUGUGGAGGUGACGAUGAAAUGGUUCGCGCACAACGCCGUCUUCGAGCCCCCGGCGAUGGACCACGAGACUUGCCCCAAGUACUGGUGGAGGAAUCUGCUGUAUAUCAACACCCUGUUCCCCGUUGACCAGAUGUGUAUGUUAUGGAGUUGGUACCUGUCCGAUGACACCCAGUUUUACGCUGUCAGCGCUAUUCUGCUCAUCCUAGCCACCAGCCACUUCAAACUCUCCGCGGCCCUGACCUUCGUCUUCUUCAUAUCCUCGCUCCUGACGACCGGCUACGUGUCCUGGAGCAACGACCACAUCCCCUCCAACGAGGAUCCCUUCACGCAGUUCGAUAAGAUAUACGACAAGCCGUGGACCAGGCUCGGCCCGUAUCUGGUCGGCAUGGCCGUUGGCUGGAUACUGUUCAAGACCAAUCUGAAGAUUAAGAUGAGCAGGGUGUGGGCGUGGGUGGGCUGGGUGAUCUGCACAGCGACCUUCCUCUUCCUGAUCUUCGGCCUUUACAAGACGGAGCUGAGCGUGGCCACUGCGGCAGUAUACAGCGCCGUAUCCCAUUCUCUAUGGGCAGCUUGCGUUGGCUGGGUCAUCAUAGCCUGUUCCUCAGGCCAUGGAGGCUGGGUGGAACCACUGCUCUCGGCGCCAGUCCUCUACCCGUUCUCCAGAGUAACGUACUGCGCCUACUUGGUGCAUCCCGUCGUACUUCGAUACGUGGCCAUGCACCUCACGCACCCUAUACACCUGGGGGAACUGCUCGUGUUCGUGCUAUUCCUGGGGCUGACUGUGAUAUCAUACUUUCUGGCGUUCGUGAUAUCCGUGGCAUUCGAGGCGCCCAUAGUGACCAUGCUCAAGAUCCUGUCUCCACAGCGCAAGCCACACCGUGUUUGAAGGCCUUAGGCCUCGAUAAUACUAUAUCUGAAAGAACUGCAUCGAGUCUAAAAGUCUUAGGCCUCAUCAAAUAUCUUAGACUCAGUUGCACUGUGUCUUUAAGUCUAGGGCUCAGUAACAUCGCAUCGUGUUUAAAAGUGUUAGGCUUAAGCUACAGUGUUUAAACGUCUUAGUCCUCAGUCACACCGUGUAUGAAGGUCUCAAGUCUCUGUCAUGGUACCGUGUCUGAGUCUUAAGCCUCGGCAACACCGUGUUCGAAAGUGUUAGGCCUCGACCACAACUUGUCUGAAUCUUAUGCGUUAGUGGCACCUCGUUUAAAAGUCUUAGUGGCCUCUGAAACCAACGACUAACUAUAUUUAAGGUUAGGUUCACAUUUGUUUUCUUGUAUCAAAAGCUGGCAUGAGGCGUAUCGUACAUAGGUAUGUAACUUCCGCUUAAACUUUCUACAUACCUAUCAAUUUAUCACAACCGACAGAGACGUCAGAGACGCUAAUAAUUAGAGUGAAAGCUACUUAUUGUUAAUUAUCUUGUUCUAACAGAUAGCUGCGUCUCUAUCUCUCACGACAGUUGUGUCGUUCAUGUUGUUGCGUCUUUGUUUGUAGUCUCAAAACGCUCUUAGAUAUGAGGCCUAUCGAUUUGUUGUUGUUAUACUGCAAUUGUAUAUUUUAUAACCUGUAAGUCUUAAUUCGUAUGUUUCUCGCUGUAUUUCAAGCCUUACGCAUAUUGCUAUAAAGGCCAAAAUGCUACAACUCAAAAAAGAGCGAGCUGCUAGUGUUUUCUUCCGGUUGGUAAAGUAAAGGAACUUGCUCGAAGAACUUCGUACACUGACCCACCAUUUCCUAUAUUUAUCGCACGUGCAUCAUUAUAUCCUGCUCGCACAGUAGCAUUGACCGUCGGCGUCAUCGGUGUCGG